Messenger RNA from Frieseomelitta varia, 15013 nucleotides. RefSeq lists its product as uncharacterized. The record is from RefSeq and is a predicted model, not a curated record. Gene Ontology annotation, cellular component: RSF complex. The transcript has 16 exons. Gene Ontology annotation, biological process: regulation of DNA-templated transcription. Bases 541 to 12198 code for a protein of 3885 amino acids. Lineage: Eukaryota; Metazoa; Arthropoda; Insecta; Hymenoptera; Apidae.
AACGAUCUUCGCCUGUAUGUAUUGGUGUGUUUGUAGUGAACAUCGUGAUAUGUGGAAAAGUAUAAAGUGAACGAAGAAGAAGAAGACGAAAACGAAGAAGCGCGCGAGAAAGUAUUUCGUUUUCUUUAAUGCCCGAACCAUAUACGAAAAUAGAGUGGAAGUUUAGGACAAUAACACACGUACGUGUACGUUUCUUUCUUUUUUUCCCUCUCUCGUUUCUCUUUUCUCUAUCUUCAUCCUUUUCAUUCGCCUUUGUUGGACGCGUGUGUCCGUUUGUGGUUUCGAUGCGGGUGUGAGUAGCAGGUAGAGAACAUCAAGGUAACGAAAGCAACGAAGCGGGAAGCAGUGUUCGAACGUUCUCAAACGUUUUCUGUCAUUUUUCUCCUUUCGAACACGCCAACAGCGCUUUUUUUCACGAAUAAACUGUGAGAAAGCAGUGACGAUCGAAAGUAAUUUGACGAAAAUGCGAUACGAGUUGUUAAGUCGCCUAGCGUAGUAUAUCGCCUAGCGGCGACGGGCCCAGAGAGAAGCGGUGGAAAAAUGGCGUCCGAUAACGAAGCCUCUUGCGCGAGUGACCCAAAUUUCGCGGUGAUUUGUUCAUUCCUCGAGUGCUUCGGCAAGUCCUGUGGCAUCGUUUACCCUGAUAUUGCACGCCUUCAAGAGAUGCUUGAAAACACGCAGGAGGUACCACAACAGUUGAUCGAUCUCCACAUCAAAUUAUUACGAAAAACACGUAAAACAGUGUCACCAGAAAAAUGGGAACGUGCACUGGUUAAAUUCUGCCACACAUACUCUAAUCAAGAUGGAUGGGAACUCGAACGUUUUGGUUACAAGAAAGCCCGUAUUGCAGUUAAACUACGACUACUUAAAAUUCUUUUAGAAACACAAUUUGAUCUAAAUCAAAAGUUUAAAAAUGAAGUAAAUAAAUUAGCAGCUAAGGAAUUACGGGUAGAGCCUUUAGGAAGAGACAAAUCUGGUUUAGCUUAUUGGUGUCAGCUUGAUGAAGAGUGCAAUAUAAGAGUUUAUAGAGAAGAUAUAGAUGAAGAAAAUUGGGAACUUGUAGCUAAGGAUCGAGAAGGUGUAGUUAAUCUUAUAAAUACCUUAUCAAAUGGAGAGAUUGGAGCUAUUCCAAUUAAUGAAGACAGCAAUAGUUUAGAAAUUUCUGAAAAACCCAUUAUUGAUACUGGACAAAUAUCUUCAUCACCAAGUUUGGAGGAUGAAGGUGUGCAAGAAAAUGGCAUUCACAAUGAGGGAUCUGAUGAGAAAGAAUUAGAUAAGAGUGGAGGUGAAGAUUUUGAGGAUGAACAAGAACAAGAUGAUAUUAAUGAGGGCGAUAAUAUUGAAGAAGAUAUGGAUGGUGAAGAUGAAAUGACAAAUGAUGAAAGUUCUAAACAAAAUACUGAAGAAGAUGAUUCUCAGCAGACAAUACAAAAUGGAAUAGUAGAACCAAAUUCUACUCAAACACCGUCUUUAUUAUCACCAAGUCCUCUCAAAAUUUUAAAUUGUAAGAUUGAUAUAUUAUCUGAGAAGGAAACAGUUUCAUCUCAGGAGAAAGAAUUAAACAUUACUCAAAACUUGACUACUGUUAUAUCUAAUGAUACUAAACCUGCAGAAACAUACAAAUUUGAAGAGCAUACAGCAAUAAGUAAUUCAAAAAUUGGUUCUGAGGAAUCAAUGCCUCUUAAAUCAAUUGAAACACCUGUUAUUACAUCCCCUCUUAAAUUAGUGAAUGUUUCUGAAAUGAAACAAGUACACGAAGAAAAAGUCAUUACCGGCAUAACACAUACAUUAAAUAUAACAAAGAAAUAUGAAGAUUCAACAGAUCAAAUGAAACCGCUAGACAAGUUAUCCAAUAAAAAUAAUUUCCCCUUUACAUCUACUGAUAUACCAACAAGUCAUAGUAAAUUGUCUGUAAAGCCAAUAGAUCAAUUGGCUGCUAAUCUUGUGAGGAUGCAAUCUGAGAAACUUGAGAAACCAAGUGGAACAAAAUCAUUAGAGAAAAUCGCAGAAAACUUAGCGCGAUCAGGAAGUAUUGUGGGAAACGCAAUAAAUGGAGAUGAUGAUAGAACACCGCAAGAUUUUUGUGCAAGAAAUCAAAUAGACAAAGUGAAUCCGCUUCGAGAACAUAGAGGUAUAGAUUUGUCUACGUCACCCAGAGGAUGGGAGAGCACGAAUGAGCAGAACAGACCAAUGGAUUUCUCUGGAAUCGAUUUAUCUAGUCGAAAAUUUAACAAAACCAUGGAUUUACCAUCUCCUGGAUACAGGACACAAGAUUUUCAACAUAGAGAAAUGGAUCUUAGUACGAAAAAGUUAAAUAAACCAGAAGUUACAAAUUUACCGUACGAUGCUCGGACUGUGAUGAUGCGUAAUCAUGCUAUGGUAGCAGAUUUAAGUAAAAGGCAAAUGUCAUUUCCUGGUUAUGAUAUGUCUUCUGCUGCAUUUCAUAAUGCUACGAGAAUAUCUAGUAAAGACGAUCACAGAUUACCAAAUUAUACGAUAUUGCCAGAUCCGAGUAAAAUUACGGCUCUAAGAAUGAAUCCGACACCAGUGAAACGUCCAUUAGAAGGAGAUGAUAUGCAACAAGACAUAUUAAAGAGAAUAAGAGCAGAUGUAAUACCAAUUAGAGGUUCCAUGGAUAAGAGAUCAAUAAUGAAUAGUAAUUGGAGAGACGAAGUUGGUGAGGCUAUUGAGGAACCGAUGAUAAUGAUUCAAGGUGAAGGGUCCGGUAGUGAUUGUGAUGCAGUUAAUCCUGGGCUUGGAGAAGCUGUAGAAGAGCCUAUAAUUUUUUUUUAUGGAGAAGGAUCUGGUGAGGACUGUCAAACAGGUAAUCCUGGUGAAGAAGCAACAACUGACAAUAAAGAAAGCAACGAAUCAAAAACUGAAGCUGAUUCUGCUACUUCUUCUCCGCUGUCGAGUAAAAAUUUAAGCGAUGAUAGCCUUAUAAAUGAAGUGUCUACUGGAUCGUUAGUAACAAGUAAAAAUGCCAUAAAAUUAAAUAGAAAUUAUCCACAAUCGAGCAUUAACAUAAAAAGUAAUUGUCAAACUAUAGGUUCAACACAAGAAAGGUCAAAAUUCAAACCAUCAUUGGGCAUUCAAAUAAUACCAAAAAAUACCAACAGUUCUGUAAAAAGGAUAUCGAGAUGGGAUGUUGGAAAACCAGAAGAAAAACCAGAAUGUGACAGCAGUAUCAUAUCAAAUGAAGAAGACAUAUCACAGAAAAAAAAUAAAACUGAAUGCGAAGAUUCCUCUAAUAAAAAUCGAGAUAUUAAAAUAGAUGAAAAUUCUGUAAAUACUGAAAAUUCAACUUCACAAAAAAAGAAUGUAGAAACAGAAAAUUUACAGGAAACUACAGAAGGAAAUUCCUUGAGGCAAAAAUUGCCUCAAGGAAGCCCUGUUUCUCAAGAUUCUGUGCAGUGUGAUUCGUCUAUUUCUUUAUGUCAAGCAGAUACAUCAGAAACACUUGAAUUUUAUUCAGAAACUACAUCCACAUCUCAGUCAAUUAGUAAUAAAAAUACUGCUGAAAAUGAUUCUCACAGUGUAACUUUGCAUGAAACAAAUACUUCAGAAAAAGUAGACAAUGAAUGUAAACCAGCAGUUGCGUCACCACCAAGAUUUUUUUUUGGUCCUAAUUGUAUUUCGUACACUUCUAGAACAGAAAUAUUUGAAUCACCAUCUGAUCAUACAGUUUCAACAACUAUAGAAUCUAAAUCUGAUACACUGCAAUAUGAAUGUGUUUCUUCUUCCAAACCAGCAGAGGAUGUAGUUACUUCUUAUACAUCAGCUAAUUUUGAUGUAACACAAAUUAAUAAUAAUUCGUUAAAAAUAAAUUCGUAUGCACCCACAAGUAAUAGUCCACUUUGUGAAGAUGAUAAUAAUAAAAUAGAGAAGGUUGAAGGUUCAAUUAAUAUAUGGGAACAAACAGUUCCUUCAAAAUAUUCUAUAGAUGAAGAACAUUGUGCAGUGCAAAAAGCAGAUAUGUCUAAUUCUGAAUCAAAAGAAGAAAAUUUUAAAUCUGUUGUACAAGAUUCUAUUUCUAGUAGUGAAAAUACAAAAACUGAGUAUGUGAAAUCUGAAGAAUCAGAAAUAUCAGACAUAAUUUUACAACCUCAUAGUACGAAUGAUAUAAAUAAGGAAGAUUUAAAUAUAAAGCCUGACAAUGCAAUUGUAACACCAUCUACAGUGCAAUUUGACUCAAAUAUUAAAUCCAUGCAAUUUGAAAUAUCAAAAGCAGAAAAUAAUACAUUAGAACAACUGGAAAGUCAGAAUAAAAUAUCAGAUUUACAAAAUAAUACCAAUAAAAAUGUAGAAACACCAAUUCUUUGUUCUAAAGAUGAAGAUGAUUAUAAAUCGUCUGAUACAUUGACAUUUAAAAAAACUGAAUCGGAAAUGGAUCCAACAUGCAUUAAUAAUUCAUGUUUAUCUUUUGCUCAAAAUUCAGAAUUAGGUUGUACAAGUAGAGGAGACUUUUCUACUUAUCAAGAAGUAGAUAGUUCAGCAGAAAAAAAAAUGGAAUGUGUUUCUGAGAAAGAAUGUGAUUUGUCUGUUGAAAGUUCUAAACAAAAUGACAAAAAUGAUAAUAUCCCAGAAUUUCAUAGUCAAAGAAAACAAUUAAUAAAUCCUGAUAAUGAAAACAUGGAAAGUUCAACUGAUUCUGAUACACAUUUGGCACAUAAUUGCACUAAAGAUAGUAAGCAAACAGAAAUUUCACAACAAAAUGAAAUUUCAGUUGGUGCAUUUAUCAAAAGUUCUGUGCCUGAUAUUAAUACUGAAUUAGAUUUCACAGAUAAUUCCACUGUUACUAGUUCAGAAUCAAUCGAACAAUGUAACAAAGAUGCGCUAGUUCCUACAAUAAGUAGCUCAGAUGAUAAUUGCAUUCAAGACAUUUCCAUGCGUGAAAGUGUCAAAGUGCAUUCAGAUUCUGAAAAAUUGUCCUUUAAAGAUGAAUUUUCUAUUUACAAUGUAUUACCAGAGACAGUACCUGACACAAAUAAUUUUAAACCAUCCAAAUCUGAUGCAGUUGAAGCUGAAGAAGAAAUGAAUGUAUCUAAUAUAACUGCAACAUUAAAAGACCAAAGUUCCUGCAUUGAUCAAGAUUCAAAUAAAGAUAUGAUUAUUGAUGAUGAUUUAUCAAAGCCUGACAAAUCUCCUAAACUAAAUGAAGAAAAAGAAUGUUCUGAUGAAAAUUUGUCAUCUAAUGAAGUUAUACGUGAUAUUUCAUUGGAAUUAUGCUCAUCUUCUGAUGAAACUGAUAAAUGUGGUGCUCUUAUUGAAAGAGAAAAAAUAGAAGACAUCAAUAAUAUAGAAGAUACUCAACAAAAAUCUGAUAGCAUUAUGAAAUCUGUAAUUUCAGAAAAUGAAAAGACGAUUGAACAGGACGAAAAAAGUGAAAAGACCCCAGUUGAAGAAAAUAAUAUAAAAAAUGAUGAAGAGUCAAUUUCUGCAAAUAAUAGUGUAGAAAAUCCAAGUAAUACUCAGCAAGAAUGCAUUAUCCAAAAAUCAAAGCCAGAGGAACCAAAACUAAAUCAAAUAGAUACAAAUCCUGUAAACCUACAAGAAACAAACAAAGUGAAACAGUCUUUAGUUGCAAAUUAUGAGAGUAGUGAUUCCAAUGAUGAUAGUAAUGAUGUUUUUGAAUCUCUUGAAAGAGGAUCAAUUGAAAAUAAAAAUAACUUGUUUACAGAUUUAGAAGAAACAAUGAUUAGUAAUGAAUCAAAAAUAAAACAAACAGUUGAAAAAUUAAUUACAAAGGAUGAAACAUCGCCCGAAGAAAUACAGAUUACAGUUACUAAUAAGAAACGAAAAGUAUCAAUGUCAGAAAAUAAUAUUCAAAAAAUGGAAGACGAAGAAGUAGAACAUAAAAAGGAAAUGAUAAGCAACAAAGAAAUAAUUGAAAAAGAAUAUAAUUGUAUCAUUAAUCAAUUUGAUUUAAAUGAAAAAUCAAUUGUACAUGAGAAAAAAGAUAUUAAUAUCUCAGAAGAAAGUAGCACUAUGGAAUUAGUAAAAACAGAGAUAUCACCAGUUUUUUCUGAAACUGAUGAAUCAGUGAAUAAAGAAAAUGUAAAUUUAACACAAACUAAAACAAAUAAUUUAAUAAGUGAAGUAAGUGAAGCAGAAAAUAAUGGUUUAGUUCAAGCUCCAGAAAAGAUCAUGAAUACAGUUUCUGAAGAAAAAAAUGAUUCUCAAACAGUAAAUUCUAUAAAUAUAAUUAGAACUCAAAAACAAACAAAUGACAACAUUGAUUUUAAUGAUAUUAAGAAAGAAAUAUAUGAAAAUUUAAAGGAACAAUCUAUAAAACCUGUGGAAGAAAAAUUAAUAACAAGUUUUGAUAGUGAGAUCCAAUUUAUUAAAAAUAAAGAAGUUGAACAUGUUACAGAAGAAUUUCCAAUCAUAGAAUCAUACAAUAAAUUAACAGAAUUCAGUAAUAAAGGAAAUAAAUUUGAUAUACAUUUACAUAAUGAAGGAGAUUUCAAUAAAGAUUUACAUGAAAAUGAUACAACUAUUCAUUCUGUACAAAAUAUUUUACCACUUGACAAAUUUGACAAUACAUCCUCAGGUGUAGAUAAAUCAGAAAUAUAUAAAAAUAACAUUUCAACUGUAUCAGAAGAUUUCAAAUCUAUGGAUAACUUACAGUUUGCAAAUUUUAUAUCCGAAAAAUCAGAAAAUUUGAGUAUUACAGAUAAUCAAGAGAAGCAUAAUGAAUCAUUUCAUAUUACAAAUAAAGCUAUAGAGUGUCUUCCUGAAAAUACUGUCUCUAGUCUAAAUGAUAAAUCAGCAAUUUUUAAUGUACAAGAAACUGCAUCAGAAUCAACAAUCAUAAACGAUUUUAAGAAGGAAGCUAGUAAAAGAUUAAGCGAUGUUUCUGAUAUUCAACAUGUUCCUCCAUUAAAAUCUAAAAUUCUAUGUACAGAAUCUAAUGAACAAAUAUUAGAAGAUUUAACAAAUUCUAAAAUAGAAUCGGAUCAAAAUUUGGAUAAUUUUAAACAAGAUGAAAUUGAUGAAACCAAAAUAUGUGAAGAUAUAGUAUCUGAUAGUACCACGGAAUAUUUAACAAAACAUAAAUCCAGUACAAUGACAAUGGCUGAUACGGCGGAUAUGUUGAACGAUGUUGUACAAAAAGAUAACGAUGAAAAUGAUGAAAAGAAAGAGAGCUCAGAAAUUCAAAGUAUCGAAGUGAAAGCAGUCUCCUUAGCAUCUGACGAUUCUAUGGAAGUAGACAACGAAAAUUUAUUCAGUACAAUUCCCGAAGAAAUGGAUCCUUUAGCGUGUACCGAUGACGACACAUUUAAAAAAUUAGAUGAUACCGAGCAAAGUGACAUCUCUGUUCCAAAAAUAGGUUUACGAGUUAAACCCGUAUCUGAACUUGUUUACGAUGGAUGGAAAUUGGAUUCCACCGAAUCACCAAAAGUAUCCCGUAAACGACGUCAUAGUUUCCAUGAAUCAAAUUCCGAAGAUACAAUUACAAAACAAAAUGAUGACGGGGUCGGUGAUGAAACACUAGGAAGUAAAAGAAUAAAAUUACGUGCGAAACGUAUACCUGAUAAAGAAUUGCGAAAAUCUCUAGAAGAAAGUCAUGUUGUAACAAUAAGUUCAGAAGAUGAGGCUGUGAAAUGUAGUGCUGAAAAAUCAGAAGACCAAGAAGUUAAAGAUGUCAGUGAUGACCAAAGUGCUGCGCAUUCAGUUACAAUUGGAAGAAAAACAAGAGGACGUCCUAGAGGAAGACGAAGGCGCGGUUAUAGGGGAAGCGGACGUUCGGCUCGAUCAAAACAUUCAGAAUUUCAAAAUAUUCAACCUUCUGAGAUAUCGCCUGAAAUUCAUCUUGAUGGAACCCCAAGCAAUAACGACUCUUUAAAUAUGACACCAAUUUCACAGAAGAAACGAAAGAAAAGAAAAAUGGUUUUGGGUCUGGAAGUAGGUAGAGAUAUUGUUCCUGAAACACAGACAGGAUUAAUCCAAGAUGAAACACCUGUAAGACAGUCUAGAAGAAUAGCACAAUUAAAAAUUAAAGAAGAAGCAGAUAGACGAAGGAUCGAGGAAGAGACUUCAAAUGAAAGAAAAGAAAAGAAAGAUUCUGUGGAAAAAAAGAAGCGGAAAAAACCAAAGCCUGAAAGUGAAGAGGAGAUCGUGAUAAAAGAAAUAGAGAAAGAAAAGAAAUCAAAAAAGAAACGUAGAAAAAGGAAAAAGAAGAAAAUGUUGGCUAAAUUUAACGAAGCAAAUCCAUGGCAGAGUUCUUCAGGUUCUAGUAGUGAUGAUGAAAAUGAGAAUGAAGAGGAGGAAGAUGAAGAAGAAGAAAUAGAGAGUGAAGGAUCUUUGCUUUUCAAAAGUGAUCAUGAAUUUUCACCGGAAAGCGAUCUUGAAAAAGAUCAAGAAUCUGAGCCAUUAAGAAGAGCAAGGACUGCACAGAAAGCUCAGAGUGAUGUUGAAGAAGCAGAUGAUGAGUAUGCCUGUCAAAAAUGUGGUAAAGCAGAUCAUCCAGAAUGGAUACUUUUAUGCGAUUCUUGUGACAAAGGAUGGCACUGUUCUUGCCUUAGACCUGCACUCAUGCUAAUACCAGAAGGUGAUUGGUUCUGCCCUCCAUGUCAACAUAACUUGCUGGUGACUAAAUUAAGAGAAAGCUUGAAAAUGUAUGAUCAAUUGACGAAAAGGCAUGAAAAUGAAGUUUUAAGAAAGAAGAGACUAGCAUUUGUCGGUAUAAGUCUAGAUAACGUCCUUCAUAAAAAUGAAUCACAACGUCAUCAAAAAGGAUCAAAGGCAUCUAGCCAAGAGUCUGAUAAUGAAUCUUCAUCUGCUUCAUCUUCGACAAGUACAGAAACAUCUAGCAGUGAAGAAAGUGAACCUGUAUACCAAUUACGUGAAAGACGAAGCGCUAAUAAGUAUAAAUUUAACGAUUAUGAUGCCAUGAUCAAUGCUGCUAUCCAAGAUGAAGUAGAAGCAGUUCAAGGAGCUGGAAAUCAAGGAAGAGGAAAAGAUAUUGCAACUAUAGUUAAUGCGGAAAAAGAAGAAGCGCAGUUACAUUUUAAGAAUAAGAUACUAAAUAUCGAAGAAAUUCCGGAAAGUAAAGACGACAUUGAUAAAAAAUCAGAAAAAGAUAGUGAUGAAGAGUACAAGAUGGAAUGCGAGGAUGAUAUUGAUGAGGAAGAAGAAUUACGACAUAAAGGAGUAGCAAAGAAAUUCUUGUCACGUAAGAAACAUCGUAAACUGAAUAGUCUUGACAUAAGCAGUGAAGAUGAUCCUGAAAGUGAUGAAGACUUUAAAGGUUCAAGUUCUGAGGAGGAAGAAGAUUUUGAUGAUCAUAUAACAUCUUCCGAUGAAAGUACUUUUGCUGAUGUAAAACGACGUAAUAAAAAAGGAGAUUCGCGAUCCGUACGGCGAAGCACUAGAGCCAGAACAACACGUUACGAUGAAGACUUCAUAAAUGACGACAGUGAAGAAAGUGAUAGGCCAAAAAGAAAAAAAUCUCGAUCUACAUGGGAUUCAGAUAACGAAGAUAGCGAUAAUUCAUGGCGACAGAGGAAAAAAAAAAGUAGAACCAUAUCAACAUCUAGAUAUAAAACAUUACCGAAGACAAAGAGCAGGAAGAAGAAAAAGAGAAAACGUAUAAUUGAAUCUGAUAAUCAAAGCGAAAACGAGGAGUCAAAUGAUGAACCAAAAAUUGAAAUGACGUGUCAAAUGCAGCCGCAAUUAGAAAACAACGAAACCAUAAUGUCUGAUGUAUUAGAUGUUAAACUUGAUAAUAUAAAUGAAAACAACGAAGAUAAACAUAUUAAUCAGAUAAAAAAUAUAAAAUUACCAGACAUAAAUCCGGAAAUAUCUGAUAUACCUGCCACUUUACCAUUAGAAGAAAUAACGCAACAAAAGAAGAAAAAGGAUAAUGCAAUGAAGACAAAGAAAACACCAACAAUUCGAAGAAAAAUUAUAUAUGGCGGUCUUCCAGAUGAAAACAAACCAGAAGAAGAAGAAAUAUUAAGUAGACGAACACGCGGUAAAAAAAUUAAUUAUCAAGAAGAAAUAGCAUCGGAUAGCGAAGAGGAGUUAAAGAAGGCAUUAAGAAAAACGGGAGAAAGUGAGGAUGAAUUUGUCGUAAAUGAGGGCGAAGAUUUAAAUGAAGAUGCCGAAAAAGAUUCAGAUUCAGGUGAUAUUUAUAAUCCAAAAAAAGAUGGUCAUAAAUUUAAAAAUAAAUCGCCAAAAACUAGAAAACCUAGGAAAAGUAAGAGUCCUGGUGGUAAGCGGAAAAUGUUGAAUGAUGGAACACCGAAACAAAGAAAAAAACCUGGUCCAAAACCUGGAAGUAAAAAUAAAUCACGCAAACAAAAUUUUUUAUUUAGUUCUGUUAUUCAAAGGAGAGAUGAUCAAGACAGCGAAAAAGAUAUCAUCGCGAAUGUCAUAGAUAAUCCUAUAGGAGAGAUAGAUACCAAACUCGAUGACAAUCUUUCAGAGAAUGUAGGUUUAACUGGUACAGCUAUGUCAGUAGCAAGUUCUUUUACUGGGGAUGUCCCAGAGGGUUCCUUAACAGUACUUGGGCCUAGUGAAUUGGCUGAUUUAGAUGAUGAACAAUUAGAGCAAAUGAUGAUGGAGGACGAAGAAUAUGGCAGACGACAGUUGGAACUUGCAGCUAUUGAAAUAGCGAAAAAGAAAAAGAAAGAAGAACGAGAAGCAAAAAAAUUAGAAAAGGCACGAUUAAAAGCACUAGAGAUAUUGGCAGCUGAAAGGCAACGAGAUCCUAACGCGCCAGAAGGAACUGACGGAGAUGUACCAAAGAAGAAGAAAAGAGGCCGUCGGAGUAAAGCUGAAAUUCUUGCAGAACAGAUGCGCAGGGAUGGAGCGCCAAAUUUGAGUACUACUACUUUGGCUGCUAGCGUUCCACAAAAUUUGAUAACUACUAUGCCAUCUAAUAUUACAACCAAUAUGUCAGCGAUUAUGACGCCUGAUGCAGAAAGAACAGGCGAAGGACACAUUCCCAUGAUGACAGGACCAGAUGGACUUUUUAAUCCUGAUGGAUCACCUAUGAAACCUAAAAGAAGAGGACGUGGCAAGGGUAAAAAGACUCUUGCGCUGGAAGCGGCUAGAGCUGCUGAAGCAGCAGCAAAAGCUGCUGCUGAAGCUAGUUUAAUUGGAAUGGGCACUGAUUCCAAUUCGGAGAUGAAACCUAGCGAAAUCCCGAAUGUACUUCCUACACCAGGUAGUAGUACCUCCGGUUCGGCUCCGUCCACCCCGCCUGCUGGUGUUGUUACAACACAAGGACCACCUUCCUCGCAAACUCCGACUUCACAAACUGUUUAUCCAUCAUUGCCGCCUAAUCAACAGUCUUCCGUUAUCACCAGGAUGCUUCAGUCUCAACCUGUGUCGAGUAGUCCACAAUCGUUCUCCGCUGCAGCUGCAGCAAUGGGACAUAAAUAUUUUGGUGGACCAAACGCUGGGAGUCAAAUAAUGGGCGGACCUAGAACAGGUUACGAAAUGCAACCACGCGGAAGAAUACCUUCUCCAUACAGACAAGCGGGACAAUCCUCUAUACCACCUCAUUUUGCUGCUGUAAGAUCAGGAUCUCCGUCAAUGAGAAUGAGGGUGCCUGGUCCACAGAUGUAUCACACCCCGCAUCAUCCAAUGGAUCCUUCUCCAUCAGGUGGUGGACCAAUAUCAAUUAACAAUCGAGAUCGUAGUUCUCCACUUGGUCCUGGACCUGCAAUGAUUCCACCCGCUGCUGGAAGUCCUUUAGCAAAAGGUGGUCCUACACCUCCCCCACCUCCUCCGUAUGUCAGAGGAGCACCUUCCAUGUCUAGGUUUACAGAUAAUCCCAUGGGUACCAGACAUCAAAUGCCGCCUUUCACUAAUGCUUCACCGGUAAAUCAUAAUAUGCAACAACCAUCGCCACCUCCUAAUCGACCACCUGGUAAUUUUUCACCAUAUCAUCCUCCACCUCCUAAUUAUCACUAUGGUGCCUAUCCACCUCCACCGCCGAUGUCCACAGCAGAUGAUGCAGCCGCAUAUCAAGGAUCUCCUUAUCCUGCGGAUCAUUUUUCCUCCUCUGCAGAUAAUCAACCACCCAUUCAAGCUCCACCUCCCCCUCAGCCUCCACCCCAACAGCAAACGCAUGCAAAUGAUGCUAAUGCUGGAAAUAAACAGUACGAUGAAGAAGGUACUGGAGAGUUCGGCGGUUUAGUAUCAUAUUUCAGUAGUCAGAGAGAAGAUGAUCUUGAUUCGUAGCAUGAGUGAGAUCUUGGCCAACCCUGAAACUUUAUGUAGGAUGCAUUCGAUAGUGGUAUUUUAACGAUCAAGUAAGAUCACAACUUUUGCUCGAGAGGGACAAGUACAAGAGAAACAUAAAAGGAGUUAGCAAGAUGUAACGUAAUCGUAAAUAAAAAAUAAAAGUAGAUACACAUCUGUAUCUACUUUAUGUAUAUUAUACAUAUAUGUGUCGGGGCAUUGGAAUGUUUGAAAUAACGAUGAAAGAAAGAGUAUUUGCAUAACAUAUGAUGAUGUAUGUUCUAACAUUAUUUUAUAUGCAUAUUGUACUGUUUUAAAAAAUAAGAGAAAAGUAGAAUUUAGAAUUGUCUUCCUCUUUGACCUCUUAAGCAAACAGUUGUUCAAAACCUUACUUUCGAAAUAAAGAAAAAGAAAGCCGCCAAAACCAAAUCCGAGGUUGGCCAAGCAAAUAUAAAGAAAAAAUAUUAUAUUAAUCACUAACAAUGGAGCCUAUUUCCUAAAAGUUGUAAGCUUUUUGUAAUUAGUUCAAGUUUGAUUAAAUUUAUAUAAAGCAAACGAGACCAGCCGCUAGUAACAACGUAAGUUGCGUAUUGCUAGAGAAAGGAUUAUACAAAAGAUCUGACCAGAAUUUUAACUAAACAUUCAUUAGUAUUUACAAGGGAAAUUUGUGCACAGUUACUUCUGAAUCCAUUGUAGGUGUGUAGAUGUCCUUUCCCAGAUAAACAUUUGCUGUUGAAAAAGUCGAUCUUAGUAGUAAUCAGGAGAAAAAUUAAAACAAAUUCAGACUAUGCGCCGUUGUUAUAUGUAUAUAUGUAAAUACAAUAAGUCCUUUAGAUUAUAUUAUAUUAUAUGUAUUAUAUAUACACAGUCACGCAAAACACUAUAAAAUGAAUUAGUGCAAAGGGCACAAAUGUAAUAUUUAAAUUAAAACGAAAGAAACGGCAUCCGAUUAUAAUAAAUUAACAAAUGGUGUGAAGACUACUACUAUAAUUAUUUAUAAAAAAAAUUAAGAAUUUAUGACAGGUAGUAUGUAUAUUGUAUUUUACAAAUUUUACUUGAUAAUUAUAAUAAAAGAAUAAAAUAUUUGGAUAUAGUGGUAUUAGAGAACAGGAGGCUGCUAAGUCCAAUUCUAAGAAAGUGAAAAAUAAGAAAUUUAAUGAAACUGACGUUAGGCGUGUGUAGAUAAUCUGAAGAAAUAGCUUAAAGGAAAAAAGUUUUUAUUCUAUUAUGGCGUGCAAUUACAAAUACAUAUAAAUACGUUUACGUGUAACUGCAUAUGUGUGAAUAUAUAUGACUUUCUUCUCUUUUUUUUUAUAUGCAACAAUGUUGGAAACCAAUUAAAAUAUUUUUUUUGUUUUUUAUUUUUUUCUAUAUUCUUUUUUUGGAAAAUCUUUUUAAGAUAAUUUUUAAGCUUUUAAAAAAAGAAGAAAUAUAUAUAUAUAUAUAUAUAUAUAUAUAUAUAUAUAUAUAUAUACACACACACCAUAAUAAUAAUACAUAAAGAAUUAAUUAAAAUAUACGAACAUUUCGUAUUAUUAAAAACCGUGAACUAGACUCAAAUUCAAAGUUUGUGCCUAUAGAGCAACUUUGAAAAAUCUAUUCGUUGAAUCCACUUCUUGGAUAAAUGUUCAAAGAAUAUUUAUUCAAUCAGUGAAUAGAAACAAAAUUGGAUAAAGUGAUUCACUGAACAGAUACAAAAAGAGGUGACAAAGUAAUCAAGAUAAAAAGUGUUAUUUUAACAUUUAUUUUUCAUUUUACAUGACAGCCUCCUGCUCUUUGAUAAAUUCGCAAAGCUGGUAGUGUCUUUGCGUCGCAAAAAAUCAUGUAUCUGUUUAGUUAUCACAAGUACAUGCAUACCUAAUACAAAUAGAAGUUAUAUAAAUAAAAAAAAAAGGAAAUACAUUAUCUUAGGAUUAGCUGCUUGGGAUAGUUUCCUUUACUUCGUCGAAUGUUUAACAACCGAAUUUGAACGAUUAUAUACACACAUUACAACACGCCGUAUAAUGUAAUAGAGAGUUUACUACCGAUAAUUUUAUUAUUUUUACAUCUAUACGAUAUAUUUCAGUUGUAUAUUGUUUAAUGUGCAAUCUAUUGUACAUUAUCUAUUGUCUUCUUUAAAUGUAACAUAUGUCUUCGGACCAUUCGUUCUUACGGUACGCUUCAAGGAAAAUGCGAAUUUUUAAUGUAAGUUUUUUUACAAAUGCUCGAAUGUUUAUUAGAACCAUGUAAAGCAUUCAUCGUAUUGUAAAAUAUUAUCACAUGCAAUUUAUGAUUAUAUCUCGGAAAAUGGAGAUUAAUCUUUGAUAACAGAAUGAUCGUGCAUAUUUAUAUUAAAGAAAAAAAAAAUUGAAUCUUUUCGAUAUGUCCGAAGACUCGUUUUUUAUCCGACUUUGGAUUCCUCUAAACGAAAAUUUAAAAAAAGAAAAUGAAAUAAAUUUUUUCAAGAAAUAUGUAUAUAUAAUAUAUUCAUAUAUAUUUGUAUUGCUUUUAGGCAUGGUAUGUGUCCACACUUAGAGAAAUUCGUAUAGCUCAUACAAGAUAUAUUUAUGAUAACACAAUGAUUUGAUCUCAAAACUGGCGUAUCAAACGUGAUUCAUACAACUUAAAAAGAGGUACUUCAUUUUCAUACAUGUACCAAUUCUUUUCGCAUUUAUAAAUGUUUCCUUGAAACGUAAACGGACGAAGUGUCUUAUCGAGACAAAUGUGGUGCAGUUUAGCUUUUCUUUUUCGUAAGGGUCUAGACCAAACGCAAUUAUUAUAUUACAUGUUGUAGCCUAAAUACAUUUUGUAAUAAAAUUCAAUAUAUUGAAUAUCA